Messenger RNA from Acanthoscelides obtectus, 4786 nucleotides. The record is from the annotation of a GenBank genome assembly. Lineage: Eukaryota; Metazoa; Arthropoda; Insecta; Coleoptera; Chrysomelidae.
AAUAAGUUCAAGCGCACGAAAGGUGAGAAUAUUUCUUCGGUUGUUUCCCGUGACGUCUCGGAAGAUCUGGUCGUGUCCACCAUCCACCACCGCAGACCGCAUACCUCCAAGCCAAGUCGCGCCAGCACCAGCAGCAACAGCACCGCACAGAGAGCGAAAGUUACCUUCGAACUACCGUCGGUACGACCAGCAGCUCUCCGAAGAAGUCUUCAGUGCUGGACAUGCGGGCUCAGUGUGCGCGCGCGAUACCAAUUCUUCGUCUGUGAAACGCGUGUCGUGUGAUUUGCCUCAGCAGUGUGGCACUCAGAAGGCCGACACCAUUCACUGACAUAUACACAUAUAUAGGACUGGGACUCAACCAGGUGCAAUCAUGAAGGGCUUCAGCGUACUCCUCAUCGCCAUCUUAUUACCCACCUUUCUGGCACUGCCUUCAUCAGAAUCCAAAAAAUACCAUACCAAGGGCUCGCUGGUAAUAGCGCCUGAACCAGGCCAGGAAUUCGUAUUUGUGCAGUCCUCUGGAGCAGGAGCUAGGCCUGUAGCGCGUAAGGACAAGACUGAAACGGCGGCAGGAGGUGGAGGACCUUUCGAAACUGCUCACAAAGUGCCUUCCAAGCUGACCUUCGCGUUAUCGGAGGACGACUGCGAAGAAGUCAAAGGAAAGGGAAAGAAGGUGCAUAAAAGACAGGCACCGGCACCAGCUGGAGCGAUCAAAUUAGAUGUCAAAAAACUAUUGGCAAAGUACCAAACUGAGCUAAAAACUCCUACCUCUACCGCUAAACCAAGAACAACAACAACAAGAAUUUCAAGACGUCGCACCACAACCAAGGCUCGUGUGAAGAAAGAAGCCAGAGUAGACAAGGCUUCUGUAACAAGCCCCAGACCGGUCCUGACUACUGGAAAGCCGAAUUCGAGGAAAGAAGAUGAUGAGGGAUUAAUUGAGGCACCCAGUGGAAAACAAAGAUCCAGGAUUCAGAUCAAGAAAGGACCCAAUGGACAGGAGUAUGAAUACGAGUACGUUUACUACUAUUAUGAUGAUGAGGAUGAUGGCAAAGACAAAAAUAAGAUAGUAAAUGGCCACGAUGGUCCAGCAAAAAAUCAGAUAUCUGCUGAAAAAGCAACUCCAGAAGCUAACGAAAUUGUACCUCGCGGUUCCAAGACAAGGGGUCGACAACUAGGCGAAGAAGAAACCGUUAAUGAGGAACGAUUACCUGCAAAUACAAGGUUCCCUCCAAGGAGUCGAAAUCUGAACACCACUCCUUUACCGGAAGAGGAAGUUAGGACUACAAGAGGAAGGGCAAGAGGUAGACCAAGUACUGAAGGACCUGUGUACAAUGAGAGUGACAAUAUAUCUGAUGAAACGCAGGGCACCAGUCGCGGUCGUACCCGUGCCAAUGUCCGCCGUCCAUCGUUGGACCUGGUUGACAACGACAGCUUCAACUCUGCUGGCGCCGUAGGCGGCACCAAACCGAACUUCCCAUCCCAGCUGCCCGAAGGACCGGUACGUUUCUUGGGAGCCAUCCCCAACGAGCGGAUCGAUCUGUCAGAACCACAAGAUGCCAAGCAAGAAACAGUAAAACCAGUAACUGAAGAUCCCAAAGAUGACAGCACUGGUGCAUCUAACGAUGAAACAACCACAACGAUGUCUCCAAUGGACAAAGUGGCCUUGGAUUUGUACGCAAUAUCACAAGGAACCCAGAAGUUGUUCGGGGAGGAAGGAGAGAGCAGCACUGAUGUUGAUGGAACUACCAUUUUAACUACUACAGAAUAUUCCGAACCCGAAACAACGCCCACCACUACAACAACAACCACUACGACAACCACCACCCCAGCACCCACGACUACAACCACAACUACUACUGAAGCUCCAGCUGGUCCAUUUGGAAGAGGUAAAUUUGGAGGAAACAGGCGACCUGGAGGCGGCAGGAAGGGUGCGCAUACCACCACCACAACGACAGAGGCACCUCAAGAGCCGACCAAGAGGGGGAAAUUUGGACGACCCAGUUUUGCUGGAGCGCGAGGUAGGGGUAAAGGUUCCACGACGCAUGCACCUGCAGUUCACGAGGAGGAAGUGAAGAAGGAAGAAAAAGGCAGUCAAAGCAGAACGCCUCCACGUAACUCCCGAUUCGGUGCUUCCCGACCCCGAGGUCGUACCACCACAGCUCCCUCAGACUUAGCUAAGGAAGAGUCAACAACAGCAGCGAGUACUCACCACAGACCACAACCGUCUAGAGCAAGGCCAGGGCUCAAUUUGAGGCCAAGAGGAAGAGGUACGACCACGGCAGCACCUACAGACGAAGGGAAGGAAGAAAGUUCUCCAGCUCAAGACGUAAGCAGUACCACUGUGAGAUCAAGGAAGGUGAACUCAGCUCCAGGUAUCAGACCUCUAAGGCCGGGACCAAGGAUAAACUUGGCCGGUAGAGGAAGAGGCGCUAGCACAACGACCACAGAAGCUGCAGCUGAGGAUCACGUUACAGGAGAUGACGAGCAUGAGACUACGCAACAGGAAGCUAGUGAAAAGGAAGAAACUCCAACCGCCCCUGCAGACAAUGGCCCACUAUCCAAGCUGAAAAACAAGGGCAGACUGAAUGUUCAAGCUAGGCCCAAGCCUGCUGCAAGUGCACCAGUACAGGUUCGAAGGGUGAACCCCCUAUUAGGUCGUCGUCGACCGGGGCAGACGACAGAGACAGCUCCUGCAACCCUUUCUAGCGAAGCACCGGCACCAGUUACCGAUCCUGCAGAGGAAGUAGUUGAGACAGAAGCGCCUAGCUCAACAACGACAACCGAGGAGCCGAGAGGGCUGAACAGACAUGCACAGUUCAUUUUGAAAUGGCACCGCGCAAAACCAGCAAAGCCCAGAACCGCCCGGAGUAGUCAUUCCCGCUUCCAAAAGAUGUCUACCCCCCGCCUCCCAAAGCGGCAAGUGAACAUGAUGUUACCUGUUGUGUUAGUUGGGUUUUUGUGUUAUCUCAAAAGCGGCUAAAAUGAUUUUAAUGAGGCGUCGAAUGAUAUUUUUUCAAAUCGGUGCAGUGAGGGUGGAUGGAUGUGAGGGACUGAUCGGAGAUAUUAUUGUUAACACCUCAUGGCCUCAAGAAUACUGCAAAGAUGGAUGGGUCUAUGACGAGUCAGUAGUAUUUUCAAGUAUUGUUAUCGAUUUCGACUUAGUAUGCGAAAAGGACAUCUAUCCAACCUUAGGCCUUGUGGCAUUGAAUAUAGGAGGACCGAUUGGAGUGUACACGUUUGGAAGACUCAAUGAUUCUAUAGGAAGAAAGAAGUCGUUUUUUCUUUGUUUAACUACGCUUUUGGUAGGGAGUGCCCUCACUGUUACUGCACAAAACUUUUGGUGGUGGGCUGGUAGCAGAGUGAUUGUGGGAUUGACCAUUCCAGCGAUGUACCAAAUUCCGUUUAUAAUAUCUUUAGAAUUGGUGGGUCCAAACUACCGGUCAUUCGUCACAGUUACUACCUGUAUGUUUUAUACAUUCGGCCUCAUGAUGCUGGCAGGCAUAACCUAUUUGAUCAGGGAUUGGGUUACACUGGGCGUAGCCACGUCAGCACCAUUCAUCCUGUACUACUUAUAUUGGUUCGUCUUGCCUGAAAGCCCGAGAUGGUUACUAGCAAAAGGCAGAUUUGAAGCAGCCUCGGAGAUACUAGAAACGCUGGCUAGGGUCAAUAAGAAGGAGUUACCGGAGAGCUUCAAGCACAACUUGAAACAGAAGAUUAUGUGUAAGAGGACCCUCAGUGAGGAAGAGAAGAUUAAAAGGAACGCAGGAUGUAUGGAUCUCUGUGGUACACCAAACAUGCGGUUGAAGACUACCCUUAUAACUAUAAACUGGUUCGCCAACGAAACAGUCUACGUUGGUUUGAGCUACUACGGACCUUCUUUGGGGAGCAACGAAUAUCUCAGCUUUCUUCUCUCUUCAGCAGUGGAAGUUCCCACGUAUUUAGCAUGUUUGCUUAUUAUGGAUAAGUGGGGUAGAAGAUGGCCUAUCUGUACUUGCAUGUUGAUAUGCGGAUUUUGUUGUUUAGCUACUGUUUGGAUACCAAGUGAUGAUACCGAAACGACGCUAGUUCUUUUCCUAGUAUCAAAAUCUGCAAUAUCGGCAUCAUUUCUGAUAAUCUACCCAUUUGCUGGAGAACUAUAUCCCACUCAGCUAAGAGGGUUGGGGAUUGGAACGUCGGCAUACAUUGCGGGUCUUGGGCUCAUUAUAAUACCCUUUAUAACAUAUCUGGGUUCAGAGAUGCUAAUUCUACCUUUGAUCAUCAUGGGUGUAAUAUCAGUAAUUGGAGGCUUAGCUGGACUGCGCUUACCUGAAACCCUGCACCAUCGACUACCCAAUACCAUUGAAGAGGGUGAAGAAUUUGGUAAAAAUUUCACCAUGGCUGAUUGUUUCCGAUGUAUACCUUUAAAGCCCGGAUCAUCAGUAACUGGUUCAUACGAAGAUCUAGAAUUAAGAUCGCCGCCCGUAGAGUUACCAACAGAGAAAACUCCACUGGAGGGCCCCUCAAUCAGAAAAGUGUCGAUCAAAAAACUAGUUAGGCAGCAAAGUGUUAUGGAUACUCAGCGUGCCUCAGAUGGCACAAUGCAAAUGACUUACUGGUAUUAAGCUGGUUCAUCACACCAUUCAUACUUCAAAGAGUUACGUACAAGAGGUACCAUUGAUACAUGUCGUAUGAUGUAUACCGUAAGCCGUUCACUACUAAUAUUAGAACUAUGAAAUACAUUCAAAGUUUGUUAUAUUAGCGUUUUCUUUUGAUCUUUCUGUGUUUAAUGUGUCUUAACCGCAUACGA